AAAAAACAUGAACACAAAAAAAAAAACUAAUAAUAAUAAAAAAUAACAAAAACUGAAGAAAAGAAUGAAUUCAAAGAAAAAACCAAAAAAAGACGAGAAUUUCUUCAAGAAAUGAAAGGAGGGGUCAUUGGUUUAUCAACUUCGUUUUGCCUUUUGCUUUCAUAAUCCAAAAGUUCUUGUUUUUCUGAAGCAAUAAAAGAUUUCCAUUCUACAUAUCUAAAGCAGAAAUAGAGGUAUGUAUGAACCACAUUACAUUUUCUCAAUGCAUUUGUUCAUUCUCUUGUUUCAGAAGUGUACUCUUGUUGAACUUUAAUCUUUCAUUGAUUAAGUACAACUCCUUUUUAUUUACAAGAAUUCUCAAUUUAUUUGUCUUGCAUGGCUCACCAAAAAGUACAUCCGUUGUUGAAAAUGCAUCGUAAAUGAUGAAACUGGAGCCAAGAACCUUUAUUAUUUUGGGAUGCCACAAAUCCUGUGUUUUUUUUUUUUUUUUGAUCAUUCAACACGUAUUGGCGAAGCUAAGAGUACUGUGGAAUGUUAAUGAUAUGUUUGUUGGCUCCGUUCUGGAGUACACAUUGAUGGUGAAGAGACUGUGAUUUGGGAUAAUUACGGAGAGAUAAUUAAGAAGGGAAAGAAGCAAAGAUUUGAGAUUAUAUAUAAUGAACAAAGAACUUCAUGGCAUUGUGAAGGGCUGGGAAUCCAAAGUUAGAAAAGCACAAGCAGCAGUGAAGAAGAAAAGGGCUGGCAGCAUUUUUGCAACAAUGUCAGUAGCCCAUGUUGAUGACGAUGAUCUUGAAAUCCCGCGAGACAAAGUUUAUCAUGUAGAGCAAAACCUGUCCAAUGGAGACAUGUAUAGAGGGCAGUGGGCAGAUAAUUGUCCAAAUGGAAAUGGUAAAUAUUUGUGGUCUGAUGGUUGUAUGUAUGUAGGUGAAUGGGUAACAGGGAAUAUGAACGGCAAAGGAAAGUUCUGUUGGCCUUCAGGUGCAACUUAUGAGGGCCAAUUCAAUAAUGGACUAAUGGAUGGUGAAGGGACUUACAUUGGUUGUUCAAACAGUUCUUACAAAGGUGAUUGGGUAUAUAACCUAAGACAUGGGAAAGGGGUCAAGAAGUACUCAAAUGGUGAUCAAUAUGAUGGGAACUGGCGGCGUGGGCGGCUUGAUGGGCAAGGGAGGUACCAAUGGAGUAAUGGAAACCAGUACAUUGGACAGUGGAGGAAUGGGAAGAUGAAUGGCAAUGGCACCAUGAUUUGGGCUAAUGGAAAUCGGUAUGACGGUUGCUGGGAAGAUGGAUUGCCUAAAGGAAAUGGAACGUACAGAUGGUUUGAUGGGAGUUUCUAUGCAGGGAAAUGGAGUCAAGAACCCAAGGAAAUGAGUGGAACUUAUUACUCUUCUACAUCCGAAAUAGACCAGUUAGAUUGGAAUCCGCAGGAGGUUUAUUCCAGUUGUAUGAGAGAGUGCAAGAUCAGUAGGGAUGAUAAGAUAUCAGUGUUUCCUUCAGAAAAGAAGGUUAGUUGUUGCCCCCCUGAAGGGGAUCUUUCACAGAAACAUUCUCUAAGGAAGAAUUCGAGACCUAAGGAAGGGAGGGAGCUGAGGAGCGGAUCAAUGGCCGGAAGGUUAAGUAAUGGUGGUUUCUCUAGUUUGGGCUCCGAAUCUGAGAUUGGUUUUGAUGGAGAAACUGGCAAUAUUGCUGAUAUACCAAGAGAAACAAGGCAUCAACACAUUCGAAUACAACCAAAGAAGAGACAAGGAAACACAAUAACAAAAGGGCACAGAAAUUAUGAACUUAUGCUCAACUUGCAGCUUGGAAUAAGGCAUUCAGUAGGAAGGCCAGCCCCCGCAAAAUUCCUUGAUCUAAAGGCAACAGCAUUUGACCCAAAGGAAAAGAUUUGGACCAAAUUUCCACCAGAAGGAUCCAAACAUACACCACCACACCAGUCUUGUGAUUUCAGAUGGAAAGAUUAUUGCCCUCUGGUUUUCAGGACGCUAAGGAACUUAUUUAAAGUCGAUCCAGCAGAUUACAUGAUAUCAAUAUGUGGGAAUGAUGCUCUUCGAGAGCUGUCAUCGCCCGGAAAAAGUGGAAGCUUCUUUUACUUGACCAAUGAUGACAAGUACAUGAUAAAGACAAUGAAGAAGUCUGAAGUUAAAGUCCUACUAAGGAUGCUUCCAAAUUAUUACAAUCAUGUUCGAGCAUUUGAGAACACUUUAAUAACAAAAUUCUAUGGUUUGCAUUGUGUGAAACUGACAGGAGCAGCACAAAAGAAGGUAAGAUUCGUAAUCAUGGGGAAUUUGUUCUGUACUGAAUAUGCUAUCCAUCGCCGGUUCGACUUGAAAGGUUCUUCGCAUGGCCGAUUAACUGAUAAACCAGAAUCUGAGAUUGAUUCAACCACCACCCUUAAGGACCUCGAUCUUAAUUUCAUCUUCGGACUGCGAAAGAAUUGGUUCGAAGAAUUUUGCAGGCAGGUGGACAAGGAUUGUGAUUUUCUUGAACAAGAAAGAAUUAUGGAUUACAGUCUACUUGUCGGCGUCCACUUUAGACAAGUUUCUCAGUCUGGAGAGCCGCUGGCUUGUGAGGUUCGAACCUUCGAAAUUUCAACUUCAGGAGGAGAUAUAAAUGGAAGUGGAUCAACUCCUCGGAAUAAACGGGCAAACUCGAAUCCUUUAGAUACUUCGCGGUGGGCAUUAGGAAUUAGUAUGCCGGCACGGGCUGAGGUGACCUUGAGGAAAAAUGAAUUUGAGUUGAUUGGGGAACCAACAGGGGAGUUCUACGACAUCAUUCUCUUCUUCAGCAUUAUUGACAUCUUACAAGAUUAUGAUAUAAGCAAGAAGCUUGAGCAUGCUUAUAAAUCAAUCCAGUACGAUCCUACUUCUAUUUCUGCUGUUGAUCCCAAACAAUAUUCAAGGCGUUUUCGCGACUUCAUAUUCCGAGUAUUUGCUGAAGACAACUAGAUAUAUGUUUCUGUAAUUAAGAUAUUUGAAUACCUAUGCAACCAUACAAAUGGGUUAUGCCAAAUGUGGUAAAGUUUACUCCAUCGAGAAGGUAAAUAUGUGUUCGUUGAAUUAUUAUAGGUACGGAGAGAAUAAUUGUUAUGCAUUUAGUAUAGUUGUAGGUAGAAUAGAUACAUCAGUGAGGUAAAAACAAAGAAUUUGCUUGGAAAGGCAUAGUUCAAGCAAACCUGACAAAAAUUGUAUUGUUUUAGGAAUUUAUAUUAGAUAUCGUCUUUGGAUUUUGGUCCGAGACAUUUACAACUCAAUAUAUAGUUUCAAG
Oldenlandia corymbosa var. corymbosa is the source of this 3261-nucleotide messenger RNA. NCBI's taxonomy places the organism in Eukaryota, Viridiplantae, Streptophyta, Magnoliopsida, Gentianales, Rubiaceae. The record is from the annotation of a GenBank genome assembly.